Topomyia yanbarensis is the source of this 1700-nucleotide messenger RNA. RefSeq lists its product as uncharacterized. The record is from RefSeq and is a predicted model, not a curated record. The transcript is spliced from 3 exons. Lineage: Eukaryota; Metazoa; Arthropoda; Insecta; Diptera; Culicidae. Gene Ontology annotation, molecular function: selenium binding. Gene Ontology annotation, cellular component: extracellular region. Gene Ontology annotation, biological process: selenium compound metabolic process. The coding region runs from base 157 to 1596 and encodes 479 amino acids.
AGCAGCUCAGUUCGUACUCAGAUUUCGUAGCAACGAGAGCGUUGCCACCAUCGAGCAGCAGCGAGUGGCCGCGAGAAAUAGCACAAAUUGGUGCGUAACAUCGAUCGACAUCCGCCGUGCGUGAAUCGCGUAUGCGCGCACAUACACACACGCAAGAUGGCGCCACGGCUGUUGUACCUGGCAAGGAUUGUUCUGUUGUUGUUCAUGCAGACUUUGCUGGCACCGAUUGACAUCCGGUGCAUGUCAGUCGAUCAGGACGCGACCUGCAGCCGAUUGGAUCGUAAUCAGUACCUCGAUCCGGAGAUUGGCACUCCGAUGGUCGAGGAGGACUUCCGAGGCCACAUCACAGUGCUGUAUAGUGUGGCUCCACCGAAGCCGUUCCUCACUCGCCGUAUUUACAAGGAGCGGGACCCUAUAUACUACAACAAAAUUCUGUUCGACGAACAGAUUCAGCUCUUCCACAAUCUAUUGGACCGAUUUGAGAGCAACGGCUAUGGGGACGUGCAAUUUAUUCUCGCCGCUACCGCCAGUCUACACCCGGACGAAACGGACUUUUACGAUUUCGAUGAUUUCCUGGACAAUGUGACGAGCAUCGCGGCCAGCCACAACAUCUCGGUGUAUCCGAACCCGCUGAACGAAAACGGCACGUUUGCCAUGUUUGGCCUGAGGGAGUUUCAGGUGUACGUACUGGAUCGUUGCUCGCGGAUAGCCUACAUAAUCGAGCCACCCUGGAGUCUGAUCCAGUACUCGUACGUGAAGGCUGCCGUGCUUUCGACGCUGUACGAUCGACCGUGUGGUGACUGUGACGUCGACAAUUUUCUUAAUUCAUCGUUGCCGGAAAAGAAACUAGAAGAAGUGCAGCUGCUACCAACGACUGAUUCACCCAACGGCACUACUAUGGCUGAGGCUACGAUCCCGACAAACUCGAAUAUCAGCCCGUAUGAUGAUUCCCCUGAAAGCGACGAAGAAAUUCUCACCGAUGAAGAUCCCGAUCUGGAACGUACUACCGAAGAGAUUGAUAUACUACGACCAAACAUAACCGAGACAAGCUCAACCGACGAUGAGGACCCCUUCGCGAACUUUACCGUGACCGGUCCGGAACUAUCGCUCCCGUUGAAGAUCAUCCUUCCAGCAGUGCAUAUUCACUUUGAACAACCGAAGCCAAAUAACUCGUACGAUAAAUACGCCUAUAUUAUCUUCCAAAGCGACAAUCCGCUGCUACAUCAUCAUGAAAACGAAGCCAAAGAAAAUGUGACUGCACCCUCAUUGCGGGAAAUUCCGCUCGUGAACGUUUCAGCCAACAGUACCCUAAGAGUUGUAAAUGUCGAUUGGCCUCUAGAACAGUUACGGGAAAUACUCAACAGCUCGACCAUAUUUUACGACGACCAUACCACGCAAGUCUAUCGGAAGUUGGCCCGAUACAGUGCUUCCGGUUUCGACGAAUUGGAAGAACUAUCGGUCGCCAGCAGGUAUGCCGCCUGGAAGCGAAGCCAGGCGGAACGGAUCGAGCAGGUGAAAACUGAGAAGCGCCAUUUUAUUCGUAAGCACUACGAACGGCUGAUACAGUGGCUCAGCUGGCAGUUUGAGAAGUCCUGAUAAUGGCUUACAGCAUGAUAAGUUCAACUUAAAUACUCUAGUAAAACAAAAUAUUUUUUACUUAUGUUUUUAAAAAUAGGCAAUAUAUGUGUUUUAUUUCAUAC